Drosophila novamexicana is the source of this 2268-nucleotide messenger RNA. RefSeq names its product dynein heavy chain 5, axonemal-like. Lineage: Eukaryota; Metazoa; Arthropoda; Insecta; Diptera; Drosophilidae. Gene Ontology annotation, biological process: microtubule-based movement. The transcript is spliced from 3 exons. The record is from RefSeq and is a predicted model, not a curated record. Gene Ontology annotation, molecular function: minus-end-directed microtubule motor activity; dynein light intermediate chain binding; dynein intermediate chain binding. Gene Ontology annotation, cellular component: dynein complex. Bases 61 to 2268 code for a protein of 735 amino acids.
AUUGAAUCAUAUGUUGAAAAAAGACAAGGUACCACCUACGGACCCCCAAACCAACGAUCAAUGACUGUAUUUAUAGAUGACAUUAACAUGCCAGUUAUCAAUGAAUGGGGUGAUCAAAUUACGAAUGAGAUUGUUCGUCAAAUGAUUGAGCAACGUGGAUUUUAUUCUUUAGAUCGCCCAGGAGAUUUUUCUACUAUUAUGGAUAUUCAAAUGCUGUCAGCCAUGAUUCACCCAGGUGGAGGUCGCAAUGAUAUCCCAAAUCGUUUAAAGCGUCAUUUGUCUAUAUUCAAUUGUACGUUACCAAGCAAUAACUCUAUAGACCAAAUUUUUAAAAGUAUUGGUGUUGGCUAUUUUUCCCCGAGUCGAUUUGAAGAAGAUGUUGUACAGAUAAUACCAUUACUGGUACCCCUGACUCGAGUUUUUUGGCAAAACGUUAAGAUCAAAAUGUUGCCUACUCCAGCAAAUUUCCACUAUGUGUUUAACUUAAGAGACCUCUCACGUAUUUGGGAAGGCGUUCUAAAAGUUAAGAGCGAAGAAUGUAACACUGUAGAUCAGGUGCUGAAAUUAUGGUGUCACGAGUGCACCCGAGUAAUUGCAGAUCGUUUUACCGUUGAGAAAGAUAAAAUUUGGUUUUUAACUCGUAUGCGCAUUGAUGCAGAAUUUUAUCUAGAAGAGCUUUAUGAUCAUUUUCCUGAAGAAGCAUCUUAUUGGGUAGACUUUUUGCGGGAUGCCCCGGAGCCAAUGGAAGAUGACGAUGAGGAUAUUUCAUUAGAGCCCCCUAAGAUCUAUGAGGAAAUACCAAGUUUUGAAUUUGUACGAAGUAAAGUCAUGUUCUUCAUGUCACAAUUUAAUGAGUACAUACGUGGCCUUAACAUGGAUCUUGUAUUUUUCUCAGAUGCACUAAAACAUUUAAUGAUAAUUUCCCGUAUACUUAGUAAUCCUCGUGGCAAUGCGCUGCUGGUGGGCGUGGGUGGGUCGGGUAAACAGAGUUUGACUCGACUUGCUUCAUUUAUAGCAGGAUACAAAUUUUUUCAAAUUACUUUAACACGUUCCUACAACACCGGUAAUUUAACUGAUGAUCUAAAGUUUAUGUAUCGAACUUCUGGCUUAGAAGGCAGCGGCAUGACCUUCAUAUUUACAGAUAACGAAAUUAAAGAAGAGUCAUUUUUAGAAUUUAUUAAUAACAUUUUAAGCUCUGGUGAAAUAGCUAAUCUGUUUGCCAAAGAUGAGAUGGACGAAAUUUACAAUGAACUUAUCCCAAUCAUGAAAAAACAACAACCAAGAAGGCCACCAACUCAAGAAAACCUAUAUGAUUUUUUCAUAACGCGCGCACGAUCUAAUCUUCAUAUAGCUCUCUGCUUUUCGCCGGUCGGGGAGAAAUUUCGACUGCGUUCACUUAAAUUCCCUGGCCUUAUUUCCGGUUGUAUAAUUGAUUGGUUUCAGAAAUGGCCAAUAGAUGCAUGUGUGGCAGUAUCCCGUCACUAUCUUGGCGAGCUGGAACUUAUAUGUAGUGACAAGGUUAAAGAUCAGGUCGUUGAUAUUAUGAGUUGGAUUCACGAAUCUGUACAAGAUGCAUGCUUUAGUUAUUAUGAUCGUUUUCGCCGCUUAACAUUUGUCACACCCAAAUCUCUAAUAGCGUUUUUAGAAAGCUACAAAAUUCUUUACAAACAAAAGCAAAAUCAUAUUGUCAUAAUGUCGGAACGUAUGAGCUCUGGCUUAGACAAACUAGAUGAGGCAGGUGCUUCUGUCUCUGUGCUUAAAAAGGAUUUAGUUGAAAUGAAUAAAGUUAUUGCAUUAGCUACUUCGGAAGCAGAAGAAGUCUUAGCAACUGUGGAACAAUCCAAAGGAGCAGCUGAAAUUGUUAAAGUUGAAGUGGCACAAAAGAAAGGUUCAGCGGAAGUUCUCGUAAAAAAUAUAUCUGCUGUAAAACAAGUGGCAGAAGCCAAGUUAGAAAAGGCGUUACCUGCUUUGGAAGAAGCCGAAGCAGCACUUAAAACUAUUAAAGCGGCAGAUAUUGCUACUGUUCGCAAGCUUGGAAAACCCCCAUACUUGAUUACUCUUAUUAUGGAUUGUGUCUGUAUAUUAUUCCGCCGCCAGAUUAAACCUAUUCGUCCUGAUACGGAGAAGACUUUUAUACAAAGUUCCUGGGAUGAGUCCCUUAAGGUGAUGUCGGACACCAGCUUCCUUAGAAAAAUCGUUGAAUACCCAACUGACUUAAUCAAUGCUGAAAUGGUUGACAUGAUGAUCCCAUAUUUUCAGUAUCCGUAA